AUGGAGGUCAGAUCUUUUACUAGAUUUACCAUUUUCCUUCUACUUGCUCUCUCAGUCAAGAGUGCAGUCAUUGGAAUAGAUUUUGGUUCAGAGUUCUAUAAAACUGUUGUCGUGAGGCCAGGAGCUCCAUUCAACAUUGUGGAAAACACUGGUUCAGAUAGAAAAACCGAGAAUGCGAUUACUUUGACUGAUGAAGAGAGAUUGUAUGAAAAGAGGGCUGUUAAGAAAUCAGUUAGCUACCCCCAAACAGCAUUGAUUAAUUCUUUGAACCUCUUAGGAUUGGAAUAUUCAGAUGAAAACAUUAGAAUGCUUAAAGAAGAUUAUUUAUACACAAAUGAAUUCACCGAAGACUCUCGUGGGCUAAUAGGAUACAAUAUUAAUAUUCCAGAAGUUGAUGAAUUAACCAAUAUUGAUAUGUUCAUUGAGGAAGCUUUGACCAUGACUCUUCAGCAUGCUAGAAAAUUAUCAAACAAAGCUGCCAACGGGGUUGUGAAUGACAUUACUAUCACUGUUCCAUCUUAUUUCACCAUAAAUCAGAGGACAAUGGUGAAGGAUGCAGCAGAAUUAGCAGGGUUCAAUGUUCUUACUUUAUUGAAUGAGAACACAGCUGCAGCCCUGAUGUAUGGAAUAGAUACACCAAAUCUUGAAUUACCAAAGAAAGUUCUUUUUGUCAAUAUGGGGUCUAAAGAUCUGGAACUUUCUAUUGUCAAAUAUUACAAUCACACAACAAAGAACGUGCUGAGCACCCAUGUAAUUGAAGAAGCAGCAAAUCCAAAUGUUGGAGGUCAUCUUUUUGAUACUCAAUUAGUGAGGAUUUUAGCUGAGAGAUUUGAUAAUCUUCCUGAAAGACAAGGCAAAAACAGUAUUAUGGAGAAUCCUAAAAUAAUCAAAAGGCUAAUGAGAGAAGUGGUUAAGGUCAAAGAAAUUCUGUCUUCAAAUAAAGAAGCUCAAAUUAAACUUAUUGAAAUUGCUGACAAUUUGAAUUUGGAAUUCACUCUGCACAGAUCUGAGUUUGAGGAGAGAAUAAUGCCCAUAAUAGAGAAAAGCAGACAAACAUUCUUGAAAGUUCUCGAAAACCAUCCAGUUGACACAAUUGAUGAUGUUGAGAUUUUAGGAGGGGGUCUUAGAGUUCCCAAAGUAAAAGAAUUCAUUACUGAGAUGCUGGGAGGAAAGUUAUUGGGUACUCAUUUGAAUCCAGAUGAAGCUAUGGCAUUUGGAAGUGCAUACAUUGCUGCCAACUCCUCUUCUAACUACCAAGUGAAGAAAGUAUACCUGUAUCAGUCAGUUCCUGACACUGUGUAUGCAAACAUUACUCAAAUGGGAGGAUGUAAAAGCGAGCAUGAAGAAGAUUGCUUCUUUAAGCACUUGAAGUUGUAUGCUAAAGAAAAGAAUGUUCUAGGCCAGAGGAAGACUAUUAACAUCGAGCACCAUAUUGAAAACAUGAAUGUAGUGCUGUACACAGUCGAUUCAGAUGGAGCAGAGAAUAUUAUUUCAAAGACUAAAAUUAGAGGAGUUGACAAGAUUCAAAUCUUCAAGAAAGAUAUAUCACUGAAGGAAAAGUAUAAGCUAGUGAUUGCUUUUAAGUAUGACAAGAGUGGCAUUCUCACUAUAAAGCAUGCCAGUGUUGUAUCAGACACCAAGGAUUCACAUUUUCUCAAUCUUAUUGAAAAUUUAGCAGGUCCAUCCCCUCUUAAUGCAGCUCAGAAGAAGAAGAUUAAGAAAAGAUUAAGAGAGGCAGAUUUGAGGGACAAGAAGCUUGAGAAGCUGAAGAUUAUUAAAAAUGAAUUUGAAAGUUUGAUUUAUAGUUCUAAAGAAUAUCUCCAGGAUGAGGAUAUCCAGCCAUAUCUGAAGAAUGAAGAUGAAAAAAUUAAAUUACUUCUGUAUCUUGAUGAAGAGCAGCAAUGGCUUGAGACUACUGGCCUUACUGCUGAUUAUGAUAACUUAAAGAAUAAGGUCAGAUAUCUUGAGAAGAAAAUCAAUCCUAUAAAGAAGAGAAAAUCGCAAAGAGAGCAGCUGGCCGACCUUAUUGAAAAAUAUCAAACUAAAUUAGACAAAGCUGAGAAAAGCUUCGAAAGAUAUACAAGAAUUAGGAAGAAAUGGCUUCCUGAGGACGACUUAGAAGAGUUCAAAGUACUUCUUACUCAGGCUAGAGAGUAUUUCAUUUCAAUCAGUGAGUUUGACAACUAUCCAAAGAAUCAGAAACUGCCUUUUAAGAAAUCAGACCUUGAUGAAGAACUGAAAAAGGUGACAAGGUCACUGAAAUCUAUUAAGAAGAUAAAGAAGGCUAAAGCAGAAGCUGAUGUUGAGUCCCACGGUGAGUUGUCCAACCCUGUGGAGGAUGUCAUCCCACCAGGAGUUACUGAUAAUAUAGGAAUUGAAGAUAUUCCAAACGAUAAUUUUGAGGGUCUUCAAACUGAAGAUAUUGCCAAUGACCAGAUUAAGGUCGAAAAUAUAGGUGAAGAUGGAGUACCCCAAUUUAGUGAAGAACAGAGGGCAAAAAUGAAAGAGCAGGUCUCUCAAAUGAGAAAAAAAGAACAACUUAAAUACGAUGUGAUUUCUGGAAAAAUUGACCCAGAAACCUUGAGUGCUGAAGAAAGAGAAGAAAUUGGUCUUUAAGAAAU
Molecule: messenger RNA, 2621 nt
Organism: Moneuplotes crassus
Lineage: Eukaryota; Ciliophora; Spirotrichea; Euplotida; Euplotidae
Source: the annotation of a GenBank genome assembly